AUAUAAAAAUAUUUUUUACAAGUAAAUGUGGGGUUUUGUGAAGAAUGUCUCAUCCAUCCUUUAUACUGUAUAUAGUAUAUUUGUACAUUAUUUUGACAACGACUUGCUUUUUUAAGAAAUAAAGAAACAUCAAACAUAGUGACUUUGCAGUUUAAGUUUCUGGAAACAGAGUAAAGGCAGGGAACAGUUGUCAUAUCCCUGAGACCAAGUCCAAAUAUAACCAACUAUUAAUAGAAUAUCCUCACAGUCUGGGCUUCAUGUGUUCAACGCCACACUACGGUGAAGUGGCUGUCUGAGAGAAGGCCUUCUACACUAUUUGGCUGUGUGCUCUGGACUCAGCAUGGGGGACUUCCAGCAGUUUGAGCAGGACUUCUACCAGACAGGAUAUUACAUAGAUGACCAAGGUCACACUGUGGCCUACAGCUAUGAUGCCUAUGAUUCCGACCCUUCUGCUUAUUACGACAAUGGAAGUCAGGCUUUCAUGCCAGGUGUUCUGGAUCCUUCCAUGGAGCAGCAGUACACUGGACAGUUCUACCAGCCCUCUGGGACUGUGGGAGACAAAGGAACAAAUUCCCUUGAACUGGAGCCUCCUCUUCUUGAGGAACUUGGCAUCAAUUUUGAUCACAUCUGGCAAAAGACAUUGACGGUGUUGAACCCUUUUAAGCCUGCAGAUGGCAGCAUUAUGAAUGAGACUGAUUUGACAGGUCCUAUCCUGUUCUGCAUCGCACUGGGGGUCACUUUAAUGAUGGCUGGUAAAGCCCAGUUUGGCUACGUGUAUGGGAUCAGUGCUACAGCCUGUAUUGGAAUGUACAUCCUGCUGAGUCUGAUGAGUUCUCUGUCAGUGUCGUAUGGUUGUGUGGCCAGUGUCCUGGGCUACUGCCUCCUGCCCAUGGUGGCCCUCUCUGCAUUUGCUGUCUUCUACUCUCUGCAAGGCGUCCUGGGUACAGUCCUGGCCUUACUGGUGGUUUGCUGGUGUAGUCUUUCUGCCUCCAAGAUCUUCAUCUCCACCCUGGCUAUGGAAGGCCAGCAGCUGUUGGUGGCCUACCCAUGUGCCCUGCUUUAUGGGCUCUUUGCACUGCUCACUGUAUUCUAAAUGUCAUCAGAGUACACCCAGAGGGAAAUCUUUAUUAUUCAAGCACAAUCUUUUGUUUUUAUUCUAUUUUUUAUUUGUUACUUUUGCCAACAAAGUAAGAGGUAAAUGUUUUCCACCCCUGUCUAUUUUUCUGUUAAGGUAAAAGAUCCAAUGGAAAAAUAUGGGGAUGAUUGUUCUCAUCUGAUUACUGCAUUUUGUUGAUGACUUGUGCCAUAAGAUGUUUGAAGUUCUGGCAGUGCGUUCCAAAAGUUUAUGUUAAUCAGGAAGGUUCACACUUAAAAGUGUCACAUUGGCAGAAACUGGAAAUGGUGGGUUUAGAAAUAGAGCUUCAGUGCUUCCUUUCCUGUCUCCUUUAGUGCAGGAAACACAGAAGCAUGCAUUAGGACAGUGGUUCAGUGUAGUGGUAAACAUGGGUUCUAAGGGAUCCUGAGAUAAUUACUGGAGUAUGGAACAAGAAGAACCUUUUCUCAAAUCUUUUUUUUGUUUUUGUUAAAAGUUUCUCCUCAGGCCUCUAACAAUUAUUCAGGUGAAACAAUCUGACAUCUGUGUCCAGCAACAGACUAUAAAUGUGAGUGUUCCUCCUCUAUCUGCAAUGAAUUUCAUUAAAGAUUUGGGUUUAAAUCAUAACACAGAACAUGUGUUUGAGUAAUACACACGAUGUUAGAGGACAGAAAGAGACUAUUGAUUAACUGUUUCACUCAUUUUGAAAACAUUAUCAUGUACAAAACUAAGCCUCUAACUCUCCUCUUACUGUAUUACAGCUUCAGUUCCAGACUAAAUCCCUAACAUUAAUGCGCUUGUUUUUAUAUCAUUUGAUUUUAUUCUCUUUCAUUUGAAUACAACCUUUAAGGCCUAUUUACAUUUUAGUUAAAUUAUUUAAUUUAAUACUUGCAUUUAUGUUUGACUAAG
This is a messenger RNA of Thunnus maccoyii (southern bluefin tuna), 2002 nucleotides long. Its product is annotated as protein YIPF5-like. The coding region runs from base 341 to 1093 and encodes 250 amino acids. The record is from RefSeq and is a predicted model, not a curated record. Gene Ontology annotation, biological process: endoplasmic reticulum to Golgi vesicle-mediated transport; vesicle fusion with Golgi apparatus. The transcript is spliced from 6 exons. Gene Ontology annotation, cellular component: trans-Golgi network. Lineage: Eukaryota; Metazoa; Chordata; Actinopteri; Scombriformes; Scombridae.